Messenger RNA from Cydia strobilella, 13862 nucleotides. RefSeq lists its product as uncharacterized. NCBI's taxonomy places the organism in Eukaryota, Metazoa, Arthropoda, Insecta, Lepidoptera, Tortricidae. The record is from RefSeq and is a predicted model, not a curated record. The transcript has 15 exons. Gene Ontology annotation, cellular component: chromatin; MOZ/MORF histone acetyltransferase complex; nucleosome. The coding region runs from base 632 to 13456 and encodes 4274 amino acids. Gene Ontology annotation, molecular function: DNA binding; transcription coregulator activity; histone acetyltransferase activity. Gene Ontology annotation, biological process: positive regulation of transcription by RNA polymerase II; negative regulation of DNA-templated transcription; nucleosome assembly.
AAAUAUUUUUUCAUAUAGCAACUGAUUGAUAGCCAUUUUGAAGAGCCUUUUGUUGGUGUUUUGUGAAUGUUUUCAAGUAAAUUUUGUAAUAAACCAUUGAUAUAAAAGUAAAUUGGCUAUUGAAAAAUCAUUGCGGGCUACAAACACCAAAUCAUUACAUGUCAUCACUUUGUGUUGUUUGUUUGUGAAGUCGCAUUGUGAAAAAAAAAGAACCGGAAAGGACUCCGCUGUAUUAGGUUUUAUUUUACAUUUAGUGAGGGGUAAAUAAGGAGCAAUAAAUCAAUCAACUCUUUUGUUGUAGUUAUUUAGUGAAGUGUAAUUAAACCAAAGCAUUUACGUCGCGUGUAUUCCUUCGACGUAAAUUUGGAUUGUCACAAGAUGGCCGCCAUUGGAUGCUCGCUCCGCCGAAACCCGCUCUCAAAGCGCGAUGUGUCACCCACGGGCGCCCGCUUGGCCGCCAACAUGCUGUGAGCCGGCGUCGGGCGGCGCGCUGCGCUCUCCGGCCCCUUCCGGCGAGGUUCCAUUUCGUAAAAUGGAAUUUCGCUUGAGGCGCCAAAAUACGAUGGGUGUUGACAGCGCUCCAGUACCGUACCGUUACUCCGACGGCCGAUCAAAAUAAUUGUAGACAAAGAUGAGCGAGCCGGAAGACGUCGGAAAGGAUGUGUGGAAGCGAUGGAUACUCGAGGCGAUUCGGAAAAUACGUUCACAAAAACAGCGGCCGAGUGUGGAGCGCAUCUGUCACGCGAUCAGGCAGCACCACAACUAUCAUGAGGACGUGGUCUCCGAGCGCCUGGAGCGGGCCGUGCGCGAGGGCGCCGUGCUGAAAGUGUACAACAAGGGGCAGAGCUCGUACAAGGACCCAGGGGGGUUACAAAGCAGGACUCUUAGGAUAGCACCGGACAUCGAUGUGUCGCGGGCAGUGGCUAAAGCAGUGCGUGAGUUAGGUGAACGGGAUGGUAGUGACUUAAAGACUAUAGAGAAACAUCUGCAGCAGGCAUACCAAGUGACUGUGGACCCUGAAGUGGAUGUGCGUACAGUGUUGAAGGCCGCAGCGAAGCGGGCCGUGACUAGGGGGUUGAUAACCCACCAUCAGGGAUUUUAUAAGGCUACGGAGAGACCGAGGGCUGGGUCACAUGAACGGACUCCAAAGCAAAAGAAGAAUCAGGAAUCAGAAAAGAGCCCCGAAGGCUUGCCCAUCUGCGCAGAGUGCCUGGGCACGGAGACGCGCAACAGCAGCGGUGAGCCCGAGCCGCUCAUCAGCUGUCAGCAGUGCAAGUCCUACGCGCACCCCACGUGCCUCAACCUUCUGGAUCACACCACUCAGACUACUUUGAAGGCGCUGCGCUGGUCGUGCGGCGAGUGUGCGUGGUGCUCCGUGUGCGGCAGCGCGGGCGGCUGGGCGGCGCGCUGCUCCUCGUGCCCGGGCGCCGCGCCCCGCUACGCGCACGCGCACUGCGCGCCGCCGCCGUGGCGCUGCGCCGUCUGUAAGGACAUGCCCGCUACUCCAAAGCGGUCGGGUGGUGCGGGUGCGGGUGCGAAGACGCCGCGGACGAAGAAGGCGCGCACGCCGCGCCGCGCGGCCUCGGACUCCGAGCCCUCCGACGGUAAUGACCCCCCCGCGCCGCUCGACCAGAGAAUGUCCAAGGAGAAACAAAAGUUUUUCAGAUUCAGCGCCUUCAACCUCGUCAAGCGCCGGCGGCGGGACUCCUCCAGCGACUGGGAGGGCUGGGACCGGGCGAGGUUCGACGGGGUCAGGGUCACUAGAGUCCAACGGUUGGAACUGCGCCUGGAGCGCCGGAGAAGGCGUCAACCGUCGACCGACUCCGACUCGUCCUCGCCCCCGUCCCCCCCUCGAGAACUCUUCUCCCCGCCCCCUCGAUCUCCCGUCCACCCGCCGACCAUCUUCGAGCGGCUCGCCAGCGAUUCCUGCAAAGGCGCCUGGGGUUUCGCCGCCGAAGCGCAGAAGCAGCGGCAGAUCGAGGAGAAACCUGUAGAGUCGAAGCGACGCUCGGAAUCGCCUAGAAAACAGAAGCCGGAGCCGAGAAGGAUAGCUCGGCGCCGCAGCAGAUGCGGCGAGCGACUUCUGACUACCUUAUUCGACGGCCUGUCGGAAUUUUACUCGGUACGGACGGAAUCUAGAUCCCAGUCGAGGCAUCGCGGGCGACCUCGGAGAGAAAAAUCCGUCCGACGCGAAUCCCUAACGGAAACCAGAGAGACCGAGCGACAGGUCUUAAAGGAGACCCGCAGUACCUUCCGCAAGCACCUAGAGACGUUAAAACGCGAGCGCAGCCCGAGCGCGCCCCCGGAUGACAUAAUACCGAAAGAGGAGUGCAACAGUAAACUGUCGGCCUCGUCGCUAGUGCGCCUGGCGGCGUCCAAGCGGCACGCGGACGGGGACAGCGAGAAGCUGUACCGCGCGCUCGCGGAGGACGCGGACCGAGCCCCGGCCAGCAAUCAGACGGAAAGCAAGAAGCUCCCCCCGGGUGUGACCGUAGGCGACGCGUCGUUGUUCAGCGCAGCGCUAGCGGCCUCGGGGGCGCUGGGGGCCGAGCCGGCGCUAGCGGCCACCCCCGCCCCCGCCCUCGCCCUCGCCCCCGCCCUCGCGCCCGCCCCCGCGCCCGCCCCGCGGUGCCCCUCCGCCAUCGAGUUCGGCCAGUGGGAGAUCGACACGUGGUACUCCAGCCCCUUCCCGCAGGAAUAUGCCAGGCUACCCAAGCUAUUUCUGUGCGAGUUCUGCCUUAAAUACGCCAAAAGUCGGGCCGUGCUCAUGCGCCACCUCGACAAGUGCCUGUGGCGGCAUCCGCCCGCCACCGAGAUCUACCGCUGCGGCGACAUUUCCGUCUUCGAAGUGGACGGAAACGCCAACAAAAUCUACUGCCAGAACCUCUGCCUCCUCGCCAAACUCUUCCUCGACCACAAAACGCUCUACUACGAUGUUGAACCGUUCCUAUUCUACGUGUUAACGAAAAAUGAUAAUAAAGGAUGUCACCUGGUCGGAUAUUUUUCGAAAGAGAAGCAUUGUCAGCAGAAGUACAAUGUGUCGUGCAUUAUGACUAUGCCGCAGUACCAGAGGCAGGGUUACGGGCGGUUUCUCAUCCAUUUUAGUUAUUUAUUAUCAAAAGAGGAAGGUCAACCCGGAACACCAGAAAAACCUCUAUCUGACCUCGGCCGAGUGUCGUAUCACGCUUACUGGAAGUCGGUCAUACUCGAGUUCCUCCACGAUCACAAAGACAAACCGUUCACACUCGAGGACAUCGCGCAUACAACGGGCAUGCACAUGAACGACAUAGCCGCCACCUACCAACUGCUCGGUUUCGUCAGAUACCUACCCAACAAUGACUCGAUGAAACUAGGACUCUGCAUAGACUGGAACAAGGUCGAUAGUCACGUGAAAAAAUUAAGAAGUAGACCGCGAUUGGAAAUCGACCCCGAAUGCCUCAGGUGGACGCCCCUUUUGGCCCCCACCAUCAACCCCUUCAGAUCACCCGACGAAGGCUCCGCCGACCAGGACACUGAGAACGACGAGGAAAUGAAAACUGAGAGUGAGGACACGGCGACAGAACCUGAAACACCAGUCACCAAAGCGGAGACCAAGUUGAAGAACAAAAUUGAAAAGGAGAAGACCCCUGAACCUGUUGAGGUCACGUCAUCUGGGCGACGGCGGACGAGACCUCUCAAGUACAGUGAAACGACUUACCAGACUACUCCCACGCUUGCUCAGGAGGGCGGUAGAAAGAGAAAACGGGAUGUAAACAGAAAGCUAUCCGAAUCCAACCUAACUGAGGAUGAUAAAAAACCAGAGGAGACGACUCCGCGGCAACAAAGAAGUAAAAGUGUUACGAGACGGUCCUCCAGAGUCGCACAGAAUGAGCUCAACGAAGACUCCAACCCUACUCCGACACCUAGAAGCAGGAGACAGAGUGUUAAAGAAAAAGAGACAUACGCCUCAGAUAGCCAGGAUAGCCAAGAAGAUACCCUUGACACCUCAGUCGCCGCAACAGCCAGUGUCAAAGCGAAAGCGAAGCGAAAACAUCCCUGGCGUGGUCGCCCUAAGAAGCGACAAAAGGUCACCAAAGCUAAUAAAGUCAGAACUGAUUCCCCUGACGCCAAGAAAGCGAAAAUGGAUGAGGAAACAAACUUCAAAACUGACGACGAUUCCAUGGAGGAAGAAAAGCCCAAAUCGCCUGUUCAAAACCAUAAUUCCCCUAAGAGUCAGGAUGUGGAAAAAGCAAAGGAGAAAAGCAAAAAUUCAGACAGCUCUGAGGACUCUUCUGGGGAGGCUGAUGAUGAAAUGGACGUGGAAGAGGUAGAAGAUAAAAGAAGUGUAUCCAGCAAACCCGCCAGUCCUCAGCAAUUAGAAGAGAACAGCACUGAUCAUCACACCAGUGACAUGGAACUUGACAGCAUACACAUGGAUUCACCAAAAUCUAUAGCUGAGAAAGAACAAGUCAUCAAAGAAACCUCCACUGCAGACAGUGAGAAAAGGGACCAAGCCAGUGAAGACGUAGAAUCACCCACUGUCAACGCCACAGAAUCAAAACCGGAGUCGCAGUCGCAAAAAGCAGAUGAGCAGACAGAAGCGAAAAACGGCGAAAUCAAGUCUCCAACCAAACCUUCGCUGGACGACAAAGAGACUAUAAUCAUAUCAGAAUCAGAUGACAAUAAUAGCCAAAGUUGUCCGCUACCUUCUCCUAAACCCAACAACACGGUGCCGGCGCAAACUAACAAUGAAAACAAACCUAAAGAGGUUGAAGAAAAUGAAAGCCCCUCUAAGGUUAUACCCGUUGUGUCCACGGAGAACGCUCACAUAGUGCUAGACCACAAGAUUCAAGAGGAAGUGAAUCCAAGUAGACCACCAGUAGAUCUUAUUGUCCCUAAAAUACAUCAGAUAGAAACUAUAGUAGUUGAAGGAGAGUCCGAUAAUGGCCCAUCGCCCCAUACGCCACCAAAACUGAAUGAUAAAUCUGUUAUCAACGAGUCACCAAAACAAAAAAGGACACCAGAAAAAGUAAAUUCUGAAUGUGAACAGAAAAAGUGUGAAGUAAGAAAGGAAACAGUGAUACAACAUCAGGCUAUGGACGAGCUUAAAAGUCCAGAGAAAAAGUCUCCAACUAAACCUGACUCGAUUAAUCAGAAUGUGCACCCUCAAAGAGACAUGAGUAAUAUGAAAUUACCCGAGAUGCCUAAACUCGACUCCUAUACAGAUCUGCCAGAUAGGAAUAAAUCUCAAAAUUGCGUUGUUAGCAAAGAAAGCGAAACUACUUUUAGAAAUGACUUGGUUAAUCCAAGAAAAGACGAGUUGGUCAUUACGAGAAAUGUAAUAGAACCAAAUAUGAUCAACUACCAGAAUACGGUGAGCAACUCCAUGACGAUACAACAAAUUAAUACGGCGCAGCACUCCUACCUCAACCAUAGAGCCAGCGUCAGCAAGGAGUCUCAAGCUGUUCAGACAGACAAAGUGAUGAAGACCAGUGAAGCUAACAGAAUUAACAGCAUGUCUGAUUCGCCUGUGAUAAGCAAACCGACCAAACUAGAAGUGCCUCAUCCCAUUACAUCCCCCGUCAUCAACCCAGUGAUACCCAAAGUACCCAAUGUUACAGACAUCAAUUUUUUACCUAGAUGCCAAAGCGCCAAUGCCGCUGUAAACUUGGGCUCUGAAAUGGACCCUAAUUUUGCGAACAGCAAUGUUAUCCAGAAUUCUCUUGGAGGCUCCAUGAAUAUCGUCCAAUGUAGCUCACAGGAUAAGGACUUAAAACCAAGGGAGAAAAGCAAACUCCGAGAUGUAAGAGUGAAUUCAGCUCACAACAAAUUGGAAAAACCGGAAAAGAAAAGCAAGAAUGACACCCCAAGAAGCACACCUGAGCCCAAAGUCGUGUUUUUUCCAGAGCAAAAUGCUAACGCCCGAAAGCCGGAGACGUCGGUCCCUAUAACCGUCAUCAACACCAACGCUGGCCCCGUCACGAGCAAGCCGGAAACAAAACCGACCAACGAAGCCCCGAAGAAGCAAGAUUUUUUUAAGAAAGAGAAAACUAACACCGCUAAAUGUGACUCAAAAAACAACACAGUCAAACAUGACAAAACUUGCACGACGCAACUCGCCUUAAAACCCGACCAAAAUGAUUUAAACAAAAUGCUACCCAAGCUGCGCUAUGACAACGAUCUCGUCCCAAAAGACUAUCCCAUGAACCAAAUCCCAAACUACCACACAUCUCAUGCUCAGUACCAAUGGCCACCCUGGGACCCCGCACGCCUGGCACAAGGCACAUGGGACCACAACAGAUUUCUCGAUAUGAAAAACAGCGAAAAAAACUACCUGGACAAAUUCCAGGGUUUCAACCUACCUCAUCUUGAACAGAUGCAGAAAUCGCCCCAAAAGCUCCACCCGAAAUAUGAUCAGAAAGAUUUCCAUAACAUCGCUUAUGGAGCGAUUUCAUCCGGCAUCUACGCCACUACGGGCCUUCCGCAUUUCAAAGAAACUAAAGCACCGACUUCAAAAGCGUCCGAAUGCUCGCAGAAGAACGACUGUAAACCAUCCAAGCAAUCCAAAACGACAACAGCUUGCCAAACACAGUGCGAGCCGAAGAAAUCUCAGGCGCAAAACGAAGCGCAAAUGAAACAAAUGAUGCACCGUCAAGUCAAACAGCAGGAAGCCACCAGCUGCGCCGAAUACCGACAGCAAAGUCCUCAAGUGCUAACCUCCCCUGGCUGUAAAACUCCUUUCAACAACGGUCCAUGCAGCCAAGAGAAGGAAAUAGAAAAGAAAAGUAGACAAAAGAAGGAGGAAUCGCCUAAAGAGAGCAAGGAAGAGAUGUGUGAAGCGGUCAGUCCGGCUUUGCAAUCUAUGGGCGUAUACACGCCAGACUCGACCAGCAAUUCUGUACAUUCAGUGCAGUAUCCUUCUUGUGAACUCGACGUAUCGCAGCUAGGCUUGGAGUCGCCUUCAAGUAUCGGAUCGGAUCUGGCGUCUCCGUGUUACAUGCACGCGACGCCGUCGCCGCAGUAUCCGCACUCGGCGAUACACAUACCUUCGAUCAUGACGCAGCCCAAUCAGCCGCCGAAACAGCAGAAGAUCAAUAACAGGAAUAGAAACACUGGCGCGAGUAGCGGCGCAGGCGCAGGCGCGGGCGCGGGCGCAGGCGCGGGCGCGAGCAGCGGCGCCAAGAGCGAGCCCGCCAUGCGCGGCGCCGCCACGCCCCCCGCCCGCCACCGCACCACCCCCCCGGCUCAUCAGCCACACGCCGGCGGCGGAGCGGCUGCUGGCGGCGCCAGCGCCGGCUACCAGGGGGGCUACCUCUCUUUCCAACAACAACAGCAGUACCACGGAGGGGGGUGGGCGCCCUCCUGCUCGCUCGCCAAGCUGCAGCAGAUGGCCGAGGCGCCGCAACACCACCACCAGCAGGUACGCUACCAGGGCGGCUACCUCUCCUUCCAGCAACAACAGCAGUACCACGGAGGGGGGUGGGCGCCCUCCUGCUCGCUCGCCACGCUGCAGCAGAUGGCCGAGGCGUCGCAACACCACCACCAGCAGUACGCGCAGCAGGCGGGCACGCAGCACUACCACAAGUACUACCCGGCGCCGGCGCCCUACGCGCAGCAGGCGACGGGGCAGCACUACCACAAGUACUACCCGGCGCCCAACCAGCUCGACGCCGCGCGCACCAGGACACACUCCGCGCCCGCGCCCAGUAAGUACACAACGAGGCAGUACGCGCAGCAGGCGACGGGGCAGCACUACCACAAGUACUACCCGGCGCCCAACCAGCUCGACGCCGCGCGCACCAGGACACACUCCGCGCCCGCGCCCAGUAAGUACACAACGAGGCAGUACGCGCAGCAGGCGACGGGGCAGCACUACCACAAGUACUACCCGGCGCCCAACCAGCUCGACGCCGCGCGCACCAGGACACACUCCGCGCCCGCGCCCAGUAAGUACACAACGAGGCAGUACGCGCAGCAGGCGACGGGGCAGCACUACCACAAGUACUACCCGGCGCCCAACCAGCUCGACGCCGCGCGCACCAGGACACACUCCGCGCCCGCGCCCAGUAAGUACACAACGAGGCAGUACGCGCAGCAGGCGACGGGGCAGCACUACCACAAGACACACUCCGCGCCCGCGCCCAGUAAGUACACAACGAGGCAGUACGCGCAGCAGGCGACGGGGCAGCACUACCACAAGUACUACCCGGCGCCCAACCAGCUCGACGCCGCGCGCACCAGGACACACUCCGCGCCCGCGCCCAGUAAGUACACAACGAGGCAGUACGCGCAGCAGGCGACGGGGCAGCACUACCACAAGUACUACCCGGCGCCCAACCAGCUCGACGCCGCGCGCACCAGGACACACUCCGCGCCCGCGCCCAGUAAGUACACAACGAGGCAGUACGCGCAGCAGGCGACGGGGCAGCACUACCACAAGUACUACCCGGCGCCCAACCAGCUCGACGCCGCGCGCACCAGGACACACUCCGCGCCCGCGCCCAGUAAGUACACAACGAGGCAGUACGCGCAGCAGGCGACGGGGCAGCACUACCACAAGUACUACCCGGCGCCCAACCAGCUCGACGCCGCGCGCACCAGGACACACUCCGCGCCCGCGCCCAGUAAGUACACAACGAGGCAGUACGCGCAGCAGGCGACGGGGCAGCACUACCACAAGUACUACCCGGCGCCCAACCAGCUCGACGCCGCGCGCACCAGGACACACUCCGCGCCCGCGCCCAGUAAGUACACAACGAGGCAGUACGCGCAGCAGGCGACGGGGCAGCACUACCACAAGUACUACCCGGCGCCCAACCAGCUCGACGCCGCGCGCACCAGGACACACUCCGCGCCCGCGCCCAGUAAGUACACAACGAGGCAGUACGCGCAGCAGGCGACGGGGCAGCACUACCACAAGUACUACCCGGCGCCCAACCAGCUCGACGCCGCGCGCACCAGGACACACUCCGCGCCCGCGCCCAGUAAGUACACAACGAGGCAGUACGCGCAGCAGGCGACGGGGCAGCACUACCACAAGUACUACCCGGCGCCCAACCAGCUCGACGCCGCGCGCACCAGGACACACUCCGCGCCCGCGCCCAGUAAGUACACAACGAGGCAGUACGCGCAGCAGGCGACGGGGCAGCACUACCACAAGUACUACCCGGCGCCCAACCAGCUCGACGCCGCGCGCACCAGGACACACUCCGCGCCCGCGCCCAGUAAGUACACAACGAGGCAGUACGCGCAGCAGGCGACGGGGCAGCACUACCACAAGUACUACCCGGCGCCCAACCAGCUCGACGCCGCGCGCACCAGGACACACUCCGCGCCCGCGCCCAGUAAGUACACAACGAGGCAGUACGCGCAGCAGGCGACGGGGCAGCACUACCACAAGUACUACCCGGCGCCCAACCAGCUCGACGCCGCGCGCACCAGGACACACUCCGCGCCCGCGCCCAGUAAGUACACAACGAGGCAGUACGCGCAGCAGGCGACGGGGCAGCACUACCACAAGACACACUCCGCGCCCGCGCCCAGUAAGUACACAACGAGGCAGUACGCGCAGCAGGCGACGGGGCAGCACUACCACAAGUACUACCCGGCGCCCAACCAGCUCGACGCCGCGCGCACCAGGACACACUCCGCGCCCGCGCCCAGUAAGUACACAACGAGGCAGUACGCGCAGCAGGCGACGGGGCAGCACUACCACAAGACACACUCCGCGCCCGCGCCCAGUAAGUACACAACGAGGCAGUACGCGCAGCAGGCGACGGGGCAGCACUACCACAAGUACUACCCGGCGCCCAACCAGCUCGACGCCGCGCGCACCAGGACACACUCCGCGCCCGCGCCCAGUAAGUACACAACGAGGCAGUACGCGCAGCAGGCGACGGGGCAGCACUACCACAAGUACUACCCGGCGCCCAACCAGCUCGACGCCGCGCGCACCAGGACACACUCCGCGCCCGCGCCCAGUAAGUACACAACGAGGCAGUACGCGCAGCAGGCGACGGGGCAGCACUACCACAAGUACUACCCGGCGCCCAACCAGCUCGACGCCGCGCGCACCAGGACACACUCCGCGCCCGCGCCCAGUAAGUACACAACGAGGCAGUACGCGCAGCAGGCGACGGGGCAGCACUACCACAAGUACUACCCGGCGCCCAACCAGCUCGACGCCGCGCGCACCAGGACACACUCCGCGCCCGCGCCCAGUAAGUACACAACGAGGCAGUACGCGCAGCAGGCGACGGGGCAGCACUACCACAAGUACUACCCGGCGCCCAACCAGCUCGACGCCGCGCGCACCAGGACACACUCCGCGCCCGCGCCCAGUAAGUACACAACGAGGCAGUACGCGCAGCAGGCGACGGGGCAGCACUACCACAAGUACUACCCGGCGCCCAACCAGCUCGACGCCGCGCGCACCAGGACACACUCCGCGCCCGCGCCCAGUAAGUACACAACGAGGCAGUACGCGCAGCAGGCGACGGGGCAGCACUACCACAAGUACUACCCGGCGCCCAACCAGCUCGACGCCGCGCGCACCAGGACACACUCCGCGCCCGCGCCCAGUAAGUACACAACGAGGCAGUACGCGCAGCAGGCGACGGGGCAGCACUACCACAAGUACUACCCGGCGCCCAACCAGCUCGACGCCGCGCGCACCAGGACACACUCCGCGCCCGCGCCCAGUAAGUACACAACGAGGCAGUACGCGCAGCAGGCGACGGGGCAGCACUACCACAAGUACUACCCGGCGCCCAACCAGCUCGACGCCGCGCGCACCAGGACACACUCCGCGCCCGCGCCCAGUAAGUACACAACGAGGCAGUACGCGCAGCAGGCGACGGGGCAGCACUACCACAAGUACUACCCGGCGCCCAACCAGCUCGACGCCGCGCGCACCAGGACACACUCCGCGCCCGCGCCCAGUAAGUACACAACGAGGCAGUACGCGCAGCAGGCGACGGGGCAGCACUACCACAAGUACUACCCGGCGCCCAACCAGCUCGACGCCGCGCGCACCAGGACACACUCCGCGCCCGCGCCCAGUAAGUACACAACGAGGCAGUACGCGCAGCAGGCGACGGGGCAGCACUACCACAAGUACUACCCGGCGCCCAACCAGCUCGACGCCGCGCGCACCAGGACACACUCCGCGCCCGCGCCCAGUAAGUACACAACGAGGCAGUACGCGCAGCAGGCGACGGGGCAGCACUACCACAAGUACUACCCGGCGCCCAACCAGCUCGACGCCGCGCGCACCAGGACACACUCCGCGCCCGCGCCCAGUAAGUACACAACGAGGCAGUACGCGCAGCAGGCGACGGGGCAGCACUACCACAAGUACUACCCGGCGCCCAACCAGCUCGACGCCGCGCGCACCAGGACACACUCCGCGCCCGCGCCCAGUAAGUACACAACGAGGCAGUACGCGCAGCAGGCGACGGGGCAGCACUACCACAAGUACUACCCGGCGCCCAACCAGCUCGACGCCGCGCGCACCAGGACACACUCCGCGCCCGCGCCCAGUAAGUACACAACGAGGCAGUACGCGCAGCAGGCGACGGGGCAGCACUACCACAAGUACUACCCGGCGCCCAACCAGCUCGACGCCGCGCGCACCAGGACACACUCCGCGCCCGCGCCCAGUAAGUACACAACGAGGCAGUACGCGCAGCAGGCGACGGGGCAGCACUACCACAAGUACUACCCGGCGCCCAACCAGCUCGACGCCGCGCGCACCAGGACACACUCCGCGCCCGCGCCCAGUAAGUACACAACGAGGCAGUACGCGCAGCAGGCGACGGGGCAGCACUACCACAAGUACUACCCGGCGCCCAACCAGCUCGACGCCGCGCGCACCAGGACACACUCCGCGCCCGCGCCCAGUAAGUACACAACGAGGCAGUACGCGCAGCAGGCGACGGGGCAGCACUACCACAAGUACUACCCGGCGCCCAACCAGCUCGACGCCGCGCGCACCAGGACACACUCCGCGCCCGCGCCCAGUAAGUACACAACGAGGCAGUACGCGCAGCAGGCGACGGGGCAGCACUACCACAAGUACUACCCGGCGCCCAACCAGCUCGACGCCGCGCGCACCAGGACACACUCCGCGCCCGCGCCCAGUAAGUACACAACGAGGCAGUACGCGCAGCAGGCGACGGGGCAGCACUACCACAAGUACUACCCGGCGCCCAACCAGCUCGACGCCGCGCGCACCAGGACACACUCCGCGCCCGCGCCCAGUAAGUACACAACGAGGCAGUACGCGCAGCAGGCGACGGGGCAGCACUACCACAAGUACUACCCGGCGCCCAACCAGCUCGACGCCGCGCGCACCAGGACACACUCCGCGCCCGCGCCCAGUAAGUACACAACGAGGCAGUACGCGCAGCAGGCGACGGGGCAGCACUACCACAAGUACUACCCGGCGCCCAACCAGCUCGACGCCGCGCGCACCAGGACACACUCCGCGCCCGCGCCCAGUAAGUACACAACGAGGCAGUACGCGCAGCAGGCGACGGGGCAGCACUACCACAAGUACUACCCGGCGCCCAACCAGCUCGACGCCGCGCGCACCAGGACACACUCCGCGCCCGCGCCCAGUAAGUACACAACGAGGCAGUACGCGCAGCAGGCGACGGGGCAGCACUACCACAAGUACUACCCGGCGCCCAACCAGCUCGACGCCGCGCGCACCAGGACACACUCCGCGCCCGCGCCCAGUAAGUACACAACGAGGCAGUACGCGCAGCAGGCGACGGGGCAGCACUACCACAAGUACUACCCGGCGCCCAACCAGCUCGACGCCGCGCGCACCAGGACACACUCCGCGCCCGCGCCCAGUAAGUACACAACGAGGCAGUACGCGCAGCAGGCGACGGGGCAGCACUACCACAAGUACUACCCGGCGCCCAACCAGCUCGACGCCGCGCGCACCAGGACACACUCCGCGCCCGCGCCCAGUAAGUACACAACGAGGCAGUACGCGCAGCAGGCGACGGGGCAGCACUACCACAAGUACUACCCGGCGCCCAACCAGCUCGACGCCGCGCGCACCAGGACACACUCCGCGCCCGCGCCCAGUAAGUACACAACGAGGCAGUACGCGCAGCAGGCGACGGGGCAGCACUACCACAAGUACUACCCGGCGUCCAACUGCGCCCUUCCAGGCAACCUGUCGCCGAUGCAGCACAUGCAGAUGGCGCCGACGUCGCGCAUGUCCCCCAACCUGAACUCGCACAUCAUCUCGCAGUACGGUGUCGGCGUCGGCCUCGCCAACUCGUACCGCAUGCCGCCGCAGCAGCAGUUCAACAAUCUGCAAAUGAUGAACGUGAACACGCCCGUGCAGUACUCCGCCCCGGACCCCCGCGCCCAGCAGCCCAACGUGUACGCGUACGGGUACAUCAACGCCCCGUCCGCCCUAGGGCUGCAGAGCCUGAACUCUACGAUGCGUCGGUAGCCCAAACCCAAGCCGGGUGAUCCGAAAGUGAACGAGUAGUGCUCGAAAUACUCACGCGGCAUUCCAGUGUUUUUGUGACGGACGUCUGUGACGCGAUUUGACCAAAAACCGAUCGUAUCGUAAGUACAAAUAAGUAAGCUAGUGUAUAUAGAGUAGUGUAGGUUCGAUACGCCGCUUCGGUUGCCUUCCCGGGUUUUCGGUUGUCGGUGGUGGCUUUUUAGUGUAGGAAUCUCGCGCGGUAUCUUGAAGCUGAACAAAGUACAAAAUUGCGGAUAAAUAAUUUAAAACCUGUUUAUAUUUGACCGGCGGAGAUGUAGCAUAAUUAAAUAGUGCAAUAAAUCGUGUUUGCUGUUGUAUGUACCGGUUCGUAUCGACCUCGUAUUGUGCUCGUCCGAUGCGUAAUAAA